ACCCACGUCUCCUCGGUCUCCUCGGCUCCCCCACCCACCCAUGUCUCCUUCCUCCUUCCUCCACCACCCACGUCUCCUUCCUCCUUCCUCCACUCCCUCCUUUCUCCCUCCUAGCCUUCUCCCUCCCACCUCUCCCCAGCGGCGGCCGGUUGUGGCAAACGGAGAAAGGUUGCGGCCGGCUGCGCCCUCUCGCCAGAUAUGGGGGCGACGGCAGUGGCGGGGAAGGGGCGGCGGCUGGCUGCGGCAAAGGGCGACGGUAGCGGCGGGGAAGGGUCGGCCGGCUACGGUGGCAGGCGAUGAGUCCGGCGAAGAGCUCUCCUUCUCCCUCCCACCUCUCCCUAGCAGCGGCCGGCUGCGCCCUCUUGCCAGAUAUGGGGGUGGCGGCAGCGGCGGGGAAGGGAUGGCAACCGGCUGCGGUGGCGGGCGACGAGUCCGGCAGCAAGCUCCCCUUCUCCCUCCCACCUCUCCCCAGCGGCGGCCGGCUGCGCCCUCUUGCCAGAUCUGGGGCAACAGCAGCGGCGGGGAAGGGGCGGCGGCUGGCUGCGGCAAAGGGCAACGAUAGCGGCGGGGAAGGGACGGGGGCCGGCUGCGGUGGUGGGCGACGGGUCCGGCGGUGGGCUCUCCUUCUCCCUCUCCCUCCUCCGCUGCCGCUAGCUGCCGUCGCCACCACCGCCGUGGGCUGCCGCUAGCUAGGGGACGGCCGAAUCCGGUCGCCGCGAUGUCGGGGAGGCCGGAUCCGCCGCCGCCGACGACCUGGGAGGCCGGAUCCGCCGCCGCGACGACCUGGGAGGCCAGAUCUGCCGCUGACGCCGACGGGGGCAGCGCCGCGACGACUUCAAAUUUUUUUUCUGAUGCUUGAAUGCUUGGGUGAAUGGAAAUUUUUUAAUGUAAAUUGUUGAUGUAAUUUUCUGUUGAUUUUUGAAUGCGUGGUUAAAUUUCUGUGAAAA
Molecule: messenger RNA, 947 nt
Organism: Oryza sativa Japonica Group (Japanese rice)
Lineage: Eukaryota; Viridiplantae; Streptophyta; Magnoliopsida; Poales; Poaceae
Source: RefSeq, a predicted model, not a curated record